AUGGUGAGAUCAUCGCCACGAAGAGGGCAGAGAUCAAAGGGACUGAAGGUGAAACACUGCGUACAGUUGACGCUGUUGCUUGGUUUGGGGAUAUGGCUGAUUUAUCAAAUGAAGCAUUCACAUGAGAAGAAAGCUGUGUUCGAAGAGAGUGCAAAGAUUGUUGCCGGUGAUAAAGUGGUGACUCUCGGAAGGAAAGAUCUUCUUGACCCGCGUGUUGAGGAGACUACGAACGUGAAGGAUGAUGAAGGGAGCAAGAGCCAUGAGAGUUUUAAUGAGAGUGUAGAGAGAGAGGAGGAAAGAGGCGAGGAGAAAGCUAACGACGAGAAGGAAACCGACGAAGGUACCGGGAGUGAAGAAAGCGAUAAGGUGGUUGAUGAGAGUGAAGGUGGAAACGAGACGAGUAGUGAAGAAGCUAGAGAGAAGAAUUACAAGGGGGAUGAUGCGUCCAGCGAGGUUGUCCAGGAGAAGAAGGUGGGAGUUGAGGAAGAUAGUAAGUCUAACGCUACAGAGUCUGAGAAUUCUGUCAGUUUCCAUGAAGACGAGUCUGGUCCAAAGACGGAAGAGCUAAAGGAUUCUGUUGUUAAGAAUAUUUCAUCAAACGCAACCGAGGACAGUGGGGAGAUUAGUAGCGAUGAUGGUGAGCAACAGGAGAGAAAUGAAACAAAAACUGAGAGCGAGAGUGUGGUGUUGGAGAAAGGGUUCUCUGAUUCUAAUGGCGAGUUGCCUGAGAGUCACCAGACAAGUUCCAAUGCAACUGAAAAAACCAGCGAUGGAGAUGAGAGCGGGAAAUCCACUGGUUAUCAAGAAACUAAAAACGAAGAAGACGAGCAGGAAAAGGUACAAUCUUCUGAACUCUCAUCUCAAGAUGAAAGUAAAAACAAAGAAUCCGAGGACAAGGAUAAAGAACAGUCUUCAUCCGAAGAGGUAAGUAAAGAGCAAGAAGAGCCUUCGUCCCAAAAGGAAAGUAAAGAGGAAGAAUCUGAGAAAGAGGUGAAAGAGGAGUCUUCGUCUCAAGAGGAGAAUGAAAACAAAGAAGCUGAGCAAAAGGAGAACGAAGAGUCUUCAGAUUCUAAGCUAAAGGAAAACACCAACAAUGAGAAGAAAAUUGAACAGGUGGAAUCUACUAAUUUUUCGAAGACUGAUGAAAGCAAGAGCGAAUCUGUUUCUGUGAUAAACGAAACAAAGCCUGACACUUCAAAAACAGAGUCGGAGAAAGAGGAAAACAACAAAAGUGGUGAAACAGAGGAGACGCAGACCGAUCAAGACCAUUCCAAGUCCACUUCGGAUAAGAGUGUUCCUCAAGACGUUAAGGAUGCUGGAACUGAUCUAAAAACUCUUCCUGAGGCCAGCAAUGGAUUGACCAACGACAAAGUCGCUGCUGAGUGA
Molecule: messenger RNA, 1386 nt
Organism: Thlaspi arvense
Lineage: Eukaryota; Viridiplantae; Streptophyta; Magnoliopsida; Brassicales; Brassicaceae
Source: the annotation of a GenBank genome assembly